This is a messenger RNA of Cannabis sativa, 1819 nucleotides long. RefSeq lists its product as uncharacterized. The transcript is spliced from 6 exons. NCBI's taxonomy places the organism in Eukaryota, Viridiplantae, Streptophyta, Magnoliopsida, Rosales, Cannabaceae. The record is from RefSeq and is a predicted model, not a curated record. Bases 182 to 1711 code for a protein of 509 amino acids.
UAAGCACAAAAGGUUACGAAGGUUGUACGAUUUGUUGCACUAACACAUCGGCUCGUCGCUUGGCAAAUGGACACAAGAUGUGUUAUAUGGGUCACAGACGGUACUUGCCUGCAAAUCAUCCUGAUAGACGGAAGAAGAAAGCAUUCGAUGGUACUGAAGAGGGUGAUGGUACUCAGAGUACAUGGCUGGAGUUGAGGCAAUAGGAAUUAGCAAACCAAGAACUGACCCAGAUGAUGUUGAUAGAGGAUUAAGGGGCAAAGGGACAAUGGUGACAGUGUCCAAGCUUGAACUAGAUCAAGCUCAAUUAGUCGUGAUGAACAAUAACGCAGAGGUUCAACCAUAUAUAACUGACCAUAUGGAGCUGUUACAAUCAAUGGUUCCAAGAAAUCAAAAAAAUAAACAAAAAUGGGUUGCAGACCAACAUCGUCAAACUUUCAUUGGGUGGUUAAGGAAUACCAUUAUAUCAAAGUUGAACGAACCGAAUCAUGGAGUAUCUGAUGUGUUGAGUCGUAUUGCCCUUGGACCAACUUUUGCGGUUGCAAAGCAUGAAGCGUACAUUGUAAGGGGUAAACGUUUUCAUACAAAGUCAAGAGAUGAUGCUCGAGAGGUUCAAAAUAGUGGUAUACGUAUCGUCGCAGAAACUAUGAACUUUGCAAGUGCAAAAGAUAGAAACCCUGUUUUAGGUACUAUGACGUAUUACGGGGUCAUUGAAGAAAUAUGGGAGCUCAAUUAUUUUGCGUUCCGAAUUCCACUUUUUAAGUGUUCUUGGGUUGACAACAACGUUGGAGUAAAAACUGACGAGCUUGGUUUUACUUUGGUUGAUUUAAGUAAGAGAGGAAGCAAGAAUGAUCCAUUCAUCAUGGCUAGCCAAGCAGCUCAAGUUUUUUACAUUUCUGAUCCGGCUAAUGAUAAAUGGUCUAUUGUUUUAUCGACACCAGAGAGGAGGUUCUUAGAGACUGAAGAGGAUGAGGAGAAUGCUGACUUAUGUUACGAUGACUUCAUUGUUGGACAACCAAUUCAUGAGCAACUUAUGGGAAUUGAUCGUAACAUUGAAGAAGACAACGCUGAAUACAUUAGAAACGAUAUCAAUGAGGGAAUAUGGGGCAAAAGAGUGGCCCUCGAAGUUAAUGAUAAAGGUCAAUACUAUGGAAAAAGCUAUGCGAAGCUCGUAUCCACUCUAGGAGUCAGAUGUCGGCAGACAAUAGGGUUUGCUUAUAAAAACCGGAAAGAAGUCAACCAGACUCUGAAAAAUAAAGUUUGGAAAGACAUUCAGACGGGGUUCAUUGUGCCGGACACCUUCAAACAUGAUUGUCUCAUCCUAGCUGGGAAGUUAAUGAAAGACUUCAAGAAUAGGAUGACAAAAGACAUCAUAAUGCCCGCGUUGAAAGAGAAUGAUCUGGGACGACUGGCACAAGUCCCUGAAAAGCACCCGGAGAUCGACGCUGCUGAUUGGUGCAAAUUUGUUGAAAGUCGACUAACUCCUGAAUUUCUGGAAUUGAGUAAGGUGCAACGUGAACGUUCCUCAAAAAUUCAAUCCAGACAUCGAAGUGGUCGGAGUGGAAUGGUGAACGUACGGGAAGCUGUGAAAAAGGACCUCGAAGUUGCAGAUCCUCCCCGCCACCGUGUUUGGAUUAAAUCUCGCACCAAGAGUAGAAAACUUGUCACUGAUUACGACAAGGAAAUUGCCGAGAAGAUAGUAAGUAUAUAUUAAUUCUUAAUUGAGUUCUACUCAUGAGUUAGUGUAUAUAAUUCAUAUACUAAUUGCUUGAAUAUAUGCGUGCAUUAGGCUCAAUUAGAGGAGAAGCUUAGUCAGGGACAA